CUAAAACAAAAAGGGCAUAGUCAUAUGCCUAAUAUUUUAUAUGUAAUGGACUUCAAGAUAAUGGCCUUGCCUAAGACAAACCAUUAACCAUAUGCCUAAUUUUUUUUAUAUAUAAUGGAAUUCAAGAUAAUGUCCUUGCCAUUUGCCUGUAAGACAAACCACAUUAAGGCAGCAGUUCUUAGCGCACAACACAGAAAACGUAAAAUAGAUUGUUCAUCCGGUGAAAACCAAUCGAAGGGACUGGAUCUUGAACAUAAAAUACUUUUGGGUUUAAGAUUCGAUCUAAGGGAGUCCUAUCAAUUGUUCGAGGUAAUACAUUGGUAUUUCAAAAAUUGUACUAGAAUGCAGGUGACGGCGAGGAUCGCGUUGGCUAGAGGAUUCGAGUGGCAUAUUCCUGGGUUCAAAUUCGAAACCAUUGAUAAAGGGCAAAAUAUUUUCAUCACUACACCACAAUUCAUAUUGGGCUCGAAUUCAAGGCCUCUGAUUAAGGCAUAGUAGUCUCACCACUACACC
Capsicum annuum is the source of this 513-nucleotide messenger RNA. RefSeq lists its product as uncharacterized. The record is from RefSeq and is a predicted model, not a curated record. The transcript has 3 exons. The coding region runs from base 115 to 495 and encodes 126 amino acids. Lineage: Eukaryota; Viridiplantae; Streptophyta; Magnoliopsida; Solanales; Solanaceae.